Molecule: messenger RNA, 2413 nt
Organism: Pseudopodoces humilis (Tibetan ground-tit)
Lineage: Eukaryota; Metazoa; Chordata; Aves; Passeriformes; Paridae
Product: lysophosphatidic acid receptor 6-like
Biological process (GO): G protein-coupled receptor signaling pathway
Cellular component (GO): membrane
Molecular function (GO): oxysterol binding; G protein-coupled receptor activity
Source: RefSeq, a predicted model, not a curated record
CCACAAUCGCCACACUCCGGGAUCCCGACCCCGACCGAACGGAUACCCCUGCCAAACAGGCAGUCACUUACGCGUCCGCGUCCCACGUCUUCGUCCGGACUUUUGUGCACAAAAUUUUAAGGGGUCGACCGGUCCUUCCUUGCCUCCCUGUUUUUAAUUUGGGUUCAUCGGUGGGAGUAGGGCAAGCGACCGAAGCCUGGGCCGCCGACUGCGGCGGGGCGCCUCCCCAAGCUUCAGUAUCUCACCAAUAUUCCCAUCCGAGUCACGGCACCAAUUGUUAUAGAUUUUAUUAAUUAACAAGAGUCGAAGAAGCCAAUCAACAAAUUUUAUUAAUUACAGCAAGCAAAACAAGGAGGCAAUGCAGCGCUGGGCGACAGGGGGAUCUCCGUCCUGCCAACUGCCGCGCCUACUGGAGUUCCGGUCGGUCCUUUUAAGUCGCUCACGAGCCUAUCAUUGUGAUACUUCCGGAGUACUCUGCGCAUGCUUUGAGGCUGUUGCUGGGGCAUUUAACUGUCUUGCUUCACUUCUAUUUCUCUUGGUUUCUGGAAAGUACCACUUAUACAAACAUGUUAGUCUUUACAAACGAAUCUAACCACAUCUUACUUAACGAACACAUAUAUUCUAUUACAGUAACCACAUCUUAUGAACAAACAUACUCUAUUACAAUAACCACAUCCUAGUUAAUGAACAAACAUACUUCAUUACAGGGAGUGGGUCAGGGAUGGUUCCAGAGGGGCACCAGGGGGGGAUUUUUGUGCCCCCCCUCGUGCUGGGGAUUUUUGGGGGAGCACCAAAGCCCCCCUGGGGCUUCCUCCCCGGUUUUGGGGACGUCUCAGUGCCAGCUCUUGGUGGCUUCCUGUGGUUUCUCAGCAGUGACAGAUCCCCAGAGAAGCUGAGCAGGGACCUCAACGUCCCCCUUCAGACCUGAGCUCUGGGACACUGCUUCCCAUCUAAACCCCCCCAAGCUCUGACCUACAGACCUGAGCAUCACUGUGGGGUGAAACUUCAGCUCCCACCCACAAGGGAUGAAAUAAUACUCCAGGAGUGAGGGAUGAGUUAAGACUUCACCGCAUGUGAAGGGAAUAAUUCCUGGAGGGAAUCAUUCCUGCUCUCCAACAGGAACCAUGGCAGGGAUUUCCUGGGCUGAGGGAGUCUCUAAUGGGACACAUUUCCCAAUUUCCAAUGGGACAAAAGCCAGCUCUGGAGGUGCUUUGGGGGCAGAUAUGCAGCACUCCCUGUUUGCUGUCAGCUACAGUGCAGUGCUGGUGCUGGGGCUGGUGGGCAAUGCCCUGUCCCUGUCCCUGCUGUCCUGCCGAGUGAAGCCCCUGUCCCACUCCUACAUCCUCCUGCUGCACCUGGCCCUGCUGGACACUCUGUUCCUCGCUCUGCUGCCUCUCCAGAUCCACGCCCAGCUGCUUGGGGACACCUGGACCUUUGGGGACACGGCCUGCAGGGUCACCCAAGCUCUGUUCUGCCUCCACGUGUCCCUCAGUGUUGCCUUUUUCGGCUGCCUCGGCCUGGAUCUGUGGCUGGCAGUGCUGCACCCCUUCACCUCCAUCCAGCUCAGGGCCACCCACUACAUGCUGGUGGCCACAGCCCUGUGGGUGGUGGCCCUGGCUGCCACUGUUCCACUCGUGCUGCACAGGAGAGGGGUGAGGAGCUGCUUUGGGAACUUCCCUGGGAGCUGGGCUCACCCCACAGCCCCUCACACCAUCCUGGCUUUCAUUUUUGGGGUGGCUGUCCCAUUUUCCAUCAUCCUGCUGGGCCUGCCGCUGGUGGCCAGGAGCGUGUGGCAGAGCCGGCGCAGAGCUGCCAGGAGGAAGGCCCUGGGCACCAUCUCCAUCAUGCUGGGCAUUUGUGCCCUCUGCUUCCUGCCCCAGCACCUCACCCAGCUGCUGCAGUUCCUGCGGGGGAUCCAGGAGGAGCCGCUCCCCAGCCUGAUCCCCAAGAUCCAGAGGGUGACCGAGGCCCUGGCGAGCUGCAGCUGCUGCCUGAACCCCCUCCUGUACCACUUCCACUCCUCCAGCAGAGCCUGGCGCUGCCCCUUCAGGCUCAGCCUCAGGUCCAAGAGGGUGUUCACCAUCUGUGAUCACAAUUUUGGGGACCCUUCCUGGGGCUGCAAGUCCAGGCAGACGCAUGGAAGGAAAAUCCACGGGGGAUGGAACCAACUGAUCCACUCCAGCCCCCACGUGGUUUCUGAGAACUGCCGAGUUUCCAUCCCCUAUGAAACGCUAUCGGAAAUCCUCCCAGCACUGGAGAAGGAUUUGUUUUAUCAGCCAAGCACAAUUAUGGAUAAAGGGGGAAAAUCCCAGUGCUGGUGCCUGUCACUGCAGGAAUUGGACAAACACUGGAAUUCUUUUAUUAAAACCAAGCACAAAAAAGCAUUGACAGUGUAAACAAAAUAAAAUCUGAC